Molecule: messenger RNA, 5507 nt
Organism: Eupeodes corollae
Lineage: Eukaryota; Metazoa; Arthropoda; Insecta; Diptera; Syrphidae
Product: protein KRI1 homolog
Exons: 4
Coding region: 985-2430 (481 amino acids)
Source: RefSeq, a predicted model, not a curated record
AAUAAAAAGCUGGUUUUCAAAGCAGUCCAAAACAUACUGCUGCAUUCAUUAUUAAACAGUAAGGUAGAAAACAAUUCCAAAACACCCCACGCAUCCGACUUGAAGCGAAGUGAAGUGAAGUGGGCUUUAGUAUGGUAUAUCAUGGAAUAAAGAAUGAUUUAUAAACUAUACAUUGUAUUAUUCCACUACGAAAAAGCUCGAGAAGAUACAUUAAGACGCCUACACCAUAAGUUUUUCGCCUAGUGACAUCAUUGCUUGAUUGACGUACAUAAGUAGAUACGUAUUAGGACAAUUUACAAAUACUCACAAGCCACAGCUGCAUACGUAUAUUUCUUGUUUGAAUGUAUGUGUAAGAAAACUUCCUGAAGGGGGUGAAUGGAGACGUUGGCGGGUGUUUCAUUCAAAACUUUUAUAGAUGCACACUAAACACGAACACACAUGAGCAAAAGAAAAGUAUAUAUCCAAACUGGAUGAAUGAAAAUUCAUACAUUAAGAAUCCAGAUGAGAGUCCAUAAAAGGAUGUCCUGCCAUGAAAACCAUGUUAUUCAGUUGGAGUCUUUGAAGCUUUAUGUAUCAUAGAAUUAAAAUUAAAGUGUAAUGAAAAAUGAUAAAAUAUAAAAUUCUUAAAACAACAAAAUUAAAGUUUUCCCAAAGUCAUAAUAAGUGAAAGUAACUAAACUUAAUAAAAAUUUAAAAAAACAAUAAUUAAAAUACAGAAAACAAAUUAUUAAAAUUAAAAACUUCUCUUUAUAUGAUUUCUUCUGAAACGGCAUUUAAAAGUGUUAACAAUUUAUAUAUUGCAUAAAAAGUGCCGGCUUUAAGUUCAUACUCACUUAAAAUAUAUCUUAGACUUUAUUAACUAUAAAAGAAGAACUUUUAUUGCCAAAGUGUGCGUGAUUGGCUUCUGUGAACUUUUCUAUUGAAAAUACCUGUUGGAAAGUAAAAUUUAAUAUUCUUCCCUGGAUUUAAAAAAUCAAUAGCACAAUGAAGUUGCUGAUGGUGGUUGCAGCCAUUUGGUUUUCAAUUGGAACAAUAAAUUCUCUGACAUAUCCAAUUUUUGGCACAAAAAGAUAUAACCGUGGUUUGGCGCCUCAGAGAUCAGAUAUGACUCAAAACAUUCUGAAACAACCUGCGUAUGAACACGGCUAUUUAACAAACAAUGGUUACUAUUAUUAUCCUCACCAUGAAUACCAUUCAUAUGGUAUGCCAACAUAUCGCGGUGAAUACAAACCUAAAACUUAUUACUAUUCUUCCGGACCAAGUUACAAUUACUACAACGACAGGGAGUCACUCUCGAAUCCUUUGGAUGAUCUUCAUGAGGAGAUUCUUCAAGAAAAUGAACAGGAAAGACAAACAGAUCUCCUUCAAAGGGAUGAUUAUGAAGAUGAUUACUAUAUAGAAGACCCCAAUGAAAAGAUACACGAUGAAGAAACAACAAAUAAUUUCCUUCGAAAUAUGAUGGAGUACAAUAGACAAAGGGAAAAACAGCAACGAUUGCAACAGCUUCAUUAUAGGCAAAGAGAUCAGCUAGAUCAGGAACUGCAAGGCGAAAAAGAUGAACAUUCAAUUGCGGAUGAUGAUUACUUCUCGGAAGUAAAUCCUGAUGAUUAUCAAUUCGAGCCACAAGGUGAAGAUAAUUUCGAUUUGAAAAAAUACUGGGAUGCUGAACUCUCAUCGAUGAACAAAGGAGCUUCGUCGACUGAUUUCCAUUAUCGUGAAGAACCCGAUUUGACAAGGUUAAACAAUGAUCAAGAUGUUGAAGAACUGAAGUCCCUUUCGAAACACGACAGAGAAAAUUACGAGGAAGAUAAUAAAAAACGAUAUCACAAUAAAGUUAAACAGCCUAGUUUUAACAGUUGGACGCAUCCAAAACCAUCAGACACUGCUUCUUUCCCACAACAACAAAAGGACUUUGAAGAUGAUUACAGUGCCGUUGAUUAUGACGAUGGUUCAUGGAUAAACUGGGAUCGUAAAAGAAGUUCGCCUUCGGCUCAGAAGAAAAUUCAUAGAAUGAAAACCAUCGAAUUCAAAGCGGAACCGGAAAUUGAAAGCCACAAAUCGUUUAUAUAUACGUCCAACAAUAAGAGAAGUUUCUUUCCAAACGAGCCAACAAUGUCAACAUCAGAGUCAACAUCAGUUAGAUCGACAACCUUACCAUCGACUGCUUAUGGACAAAAAGAAAAAUACCCACUAGACGAAAGUAAUGCAGCAAUGAUUUUGGAUCAGAAAAAUGAAGAAAACAGCAAUAAAAAGUUUAGUAAAAGUGCAAUGGGAAUGGAGAAUACUAUUUAUGAUACUAUAAAGAAGAUGAUUACCAUUGAACAGGAACUGAAAAAGAAAAGAUCCAGAUCUAAAAUGCAGAAACGAAAUACAAACGAUGCAGGAAGUGUAGUCAAUCAAUUGGAUAGUCUUAAAAAACAUACAAAUUGAAAUUUUCCAUCGUAAUAUUACUAAUUUUAUUAAUUAUUUUAAAAAAUCAUUCUGACUUAGGACAUCGAUAAGUAAAUUAGUCGGAGUAAAUGCAUACCUUCAGGUUAUUUUGUUUAUAUAUUUUUUAAUGUCAUAAUAAUAAUAAUUGUAAAUAAUAUAUAUACAUACAUAAAAUAAUCAGACAACCUAUCUACAUACAUAGACUUUUAAAUAUUCUGUGUCAAGCUAUAUAAAUAACAACAAAAUACUUAUUUUAAAAAUUUGUAUAAGGUAAAUAUUGUACAAUGUACAUACUGUUUGUACAUAUACCUACCUAAAACGUACCUAUUUGCAAGUACAGAGUAUAUAACAAAUUGAGCCUUAAAACAAAAUCUAUGCAUAAACUUUUUAAGUUUUGUAAAGCCUACAAAUUUCAAAAAUUAUGUAUAUUCUAUUUGUAUAUUUUGCGUUUAGUAUAAUUUAAGUUUUGUAUCAAGACGACUCGAUUAAGAUAAGUAUUUUUCGACUUAUUCCGUCAAAAUAUGACUUUUUUACAUUGACUUUUUUCUAUUCGAUAUUUGUACAUACAUAUUUACAAAUGCACAAAUUUCCACAUUUGUGAAGGUAUCAAAAUCAAAGCUUUAAAUUUCCACUUUUGUAUGCCUUCAUUUUGUGAGAAAUGAUUUUUUCUUUAAGAAAAAUUACAAUGUGCAACAAAUUUCAUUCACUUUCAAGCUGAUAUUAAAUUUUUUGCUACUUAUUUUUGUUCAUUGGUGACAAUCCAAAGCGUGCAAUGACUAAGAAAUAAUGACAAACUAUUAUUUAGCAGGAAUUUAACUAUAAUUUUAUAAUAUUAAGACCACGUUGGUGGUAAACUCAAACCUAAACAAAGAUUUCUUGCCAAACAACCGAAAGGCAAGUGAUUUGUUUUUACAAUAUCUUUAAUUUUUAAGGAGCAAAUGCCAAGCUUCUAGUUCUUUGUCAAUUAUACGCGUGAAGUUAAGACAAUUAUUCUUUUAUAUUCUUUUAGCUGAAAAACCAUAAACAAUUAACAAAAAGGUUGAAUUGGGCGAAUUUGGAUUCUGUUUACAUCAAAAUUCUACCAAUGACUCAGAUAUUAAAUUUAGAUGAAAAACAUACAUUUUUACCAUUUUUUUUCUUUCUGGAAAAAAUUAAGAAAAACAUUAAUUUAAUGCUCAAAAGUCCUCUGAUUUUAUAUUUUUUGGUAUUGUCACCAUCUUUUGGUGGUUGUCUACCGCGGUCACGGAAGGAUUUUUGUCUAAAAAAAUAUAAAGUAUUUAAAUAUACACUUCAUGUCACAUAAAUAGGGACAAGCUUUUUUCGUUCUUAUUUGACGAUAUUUUUCAAACACUUAGGUUUUUUGGAAAAACCCAAACGUAGAUGAAUUAAAAUGCAUAUACAGUACGUAAUAAGUUUAUAUUGCAAACACACUCUUUGGAUUCAGUUGGUAAAUACAAGUUUUAUGGCGGUUUUUCCGAAGAAGGUCAUAAAAAGUACCUGGUUUUUUGUAUCACAUGAGUAGGGACAGAAUUUAAAUUUAGAUAGAUAGAUAAGAUUUUUAUUGCUCGUCUUACAUAUUUUACAUUGCUCACAAAAAUCAAAAGAAGAAUGGCAAUCUGCCGUUUGCAUAAAGCAUAUACUUGUUUUUAUGAAAUAUAAUUUAUGAAUAAACAAAUUAGGUAAAUUAUAUAAAAAGUUAUUUUGAAUAGUUUUCUAUCAAGAUGAAAUAUUAUCUUGAGAAGCUUUCAUUACAAGUUCUCCUCCUAUAAUUUAAAACCAAUUUGCAGUACAUGUAGAGUUUUUUAACAUCAACUUCGUUCAAGAAUAAUACAAUUUCAUUUUAAUUCAGAAAAAACCGUUCCAAGAACAUUUCUUCUGAUUUCUUUAAGAAUUGGACAUUUACCCAUGAAGUGAAAUAUAUCUUCUCUGACUUGUGGGUUACGUUAAGAGCAUAAUAUUGAAAAAUUCUCUAUUUGUGGAAUGGACCAUCAUCGAAAUCUCCGUGAAUAGUUCUUCGCAUCCAAAUUGUGAUUGAGUUUACUGUAAAUUGCUCUGUUCAGGGACCCAGUUGCUUCGUUAAUGCGUUCUCCCCAUAAAAUAUCAUCAACUUUUGCAAUUAGGUGGUAUACUGACUCUUUCCACUGUUUGAAAUCAAAGUUGUAAAUAUAUGUUAAGGUCCAUCUUACACUCCCUAGUAAGUUUCAUCCAUUCUGCAUAGAUUUAAAAUUACCUUUUAGUAUUAUUUUAAAUUAGAUAAAAGGAUACUCUUAUUGUUUGGGAGCGUAGUACUAGUAUUUAUUUGAUUGAAUCAAAAAGUAUAAGUAGAGGUAAAGGUCUAAUCAAGGAUGAAACUAGCCGAAUUCAAGCUUACCACGAUUUUGCAAUAUAAACUUAACACAUACCUCAUUCAACCCACAUUUGGGUUUUUAGAAUAAACCUAAGGGUUUGGAAAAUAUCGUCAAAUUAAAAACGAAAAAAGCUUGUCCCUAUUCAUGUGACACGAAGUUUAAAUUAUAUCAAAACUUUCUAUUGAAUUAAAACAAAAAAACUCUUAAAAAUAGUAAAGAAGACAAAAAGAAAGAGAAUAAAAAAGAAAUACAAGGAAUGAAAAAAACAAUAAAAAAUCAAAGAUUAAUGAAAUGACUCAAUUUUUUAAAAACACCACAUUCAUCCAAUCCAUAGAAAAAUACCUACUUCGUACAUAUAAGUACUUAAAUAGUUCUUCUUUUAAAACAAUGUUAAUACAAGGAAAUUAUUUAGAGGCGAUUAUUUAAAAAAAAAAAAAAACAUAUAUCUAUUUUACAUUUGAUAUAAAAUUAUAAUUAGUGAUUAUGGAGACUGAUUUUUAAAUAAGACAAAAUGUAUCUUAUUCACUCAUAAAACUACACACAUUGUAAAAACUUACAGAAAAAGCGAAGAAAAAUUGUUCAUAGUAUGAAAUAUCCGAGUAACUUAUAUUAAAUAUUCAAUUAGUUAUAUAUAAUAUAAUGUUAUUAUUAAAAUAAAUGUAUUUCUAGAUUAUAGAAUGAAGAAUAAAAAAAAAAUCUUAUUCACAGAAUAAAUAAAUCUUAUUCGCA